CCGACAAGCGAGAUCUCGCCCCAACGCUGUUCCGUGCCUCCUGCUUCCUGCUGCCCCAUCUGUCUCGGCCGCCGGGCUCGUCUGCGACCAUACCAGACCUGCAGUGCUGCCGUGAUACCUGCCACAGCGCACACCCGAUCGCUCCCGACUGCCCUAGAGCCGCUGCCGCUACUGCCGCACCAUGACCGCCGAGCUUCCGCCCCAGCUGCUGAAGCUCUUUGCCCCAAGACCGCCGCUGCCCCAGCUCCCACUCCCAUAUGCCCCGAAGCGAACUCUGACAAAGCGAUCGAUCCUGCAAGGCAUCGGCAACUUCCUGCCGCUAUGUGAAGGACAUGACGCCGAAUACGUGCCUGGAGAAACGCUCGAGGAGAAGAGGAAGCGCAAGGCCCAGGAGAAGUCUGCCAAAGUCCAGCAAGCCAUUGAGGAGGGACUUGCGAACUGGGACCCAGCGGCAGAGGGCAGGUUUUCGUCCGACCCAUACAAGACACUCUUUGUCGGCGGCCUGUCGUAUGAAACCACGGAGAAGAUUCUGCGAAAGGCGUUUGAUCAAUUUGGUCCGAUUCAGAGUAUCGAGGUUGUCAAGACAUCCGAGGGAAAAUCGCGCGGCUAUGCUUUUAUCGAGUACGAGCGGGAGAAGGACAUGAAGAUCGCCUACAAAGAAGGCGACGGCAUGAAGAUUGAUGGCCGACGUGUCGUGGUGGACGUCGAGCGUGGUCGUACUGUCAAGGGAUGGAGACCGCGACGUCUGGGCGGCGGACUCGGCGGCACCCGCAACGGUCCUCCCGAGAAGAAUCAAAAAUAUGCCGGCCGAGACGCUGGACCGGACUCGCGGGGCGACAGCCGAUACGAUAGUCGAUACGAUAGUCGAUACGACAGCCGAUACGACCGCAGAUACGACCAGCACGACAACAACCGCGAUCGUGACCGCGGCUACGACCGAGACAGGGAUCGAGACCGAGGAUACGAUCGAGACCGCGACAGGGACAGGGAUAGGGACCGAGACAGGGAGCGCGAUCGUGACAGAGACCGGGAUCGUGGACGAUACGGCGACCGAAAGAGAAGCCGCAGCCGGGAGCGUCAUAGAUCAAGGAGCCCCCGAGACGGGCGGAGCAAUCGCGAUGACCAUUACCGAGACCGCCGAUACUGAGCCUCUCAACGGCCUGGAGCUGACGGCAUGUGCAUUGUGGAGCUGGAUGCUGCUUGGCAACCAAUUUGUGCCCUUUACCUCUCUACCCCUCUAUACGCAUGGCCCGUCGGCUGCUUUCCUAUCCUGUGCGUUGGCUUUCACUGUCCUGGGCGUGAAUGACUCCUACGCUUUCUCCCGGCUGCCCAAGGCCCUUGCUGGCCCACUGGCCUGCUGGUUCCUCUGCAUCGUCAAUAUAAAGGUGGUGAGUUGUCGACAAAGCCGAUCGGACAACGCUCGAUGGCAGGUAAAAGCGGCAGGUAACCACCCUGUUGUGAUUGAUCGCAGCGUUUCCAACAUGAACUGGUCCGCCCGAUUCCGAGACUGGGACACGAUUCGGUUGUUUCGUCCGCAAUACAUGCCUGCGUGCAUUCCCCUCGACGGCUCGUUCCAAGCGCACUUGACUCCUGC
Messenger RNA from Polychytrium aggregatum, 1594 nucleotides. Its product is annotated as putative RNA recognition motif protein. Gene Ontology annotation, molecular function: mRNA binding; U1 snRNA binding. Lineage: Eukaryota; Fungi; Chytridiomycota; Chytridiomycetes; Polychytriales. Gene Ontology annotation, cellular component: U2-type prespliceosome; U1 snRNP; precatalytic spliceosome. Gene Ontology annotation, biological process: mRNA splicing, via spliceosome. The coding region runs from base 182 to 1147 and encodes 321 amino acids. The record is from RefSeq and is a predicted model, not a curated record. The transcript is spliced from 5 exons.